Molecule: messenger RNA, 5184 nt
Organism: Linum trigynum
Lineage: Eukaryota; Viridiplantae; Streptophyta; Magnoliopsida; Malpighiales; Linaceae
Source: the annotation of a GenBank genome assembly
UUUCAUAAACGAAAAAGGGAAACCAUAAUUAUUCGCAGAACCGAAAGGCUGCCACGUGUGACGCUACGCUGGCAACCAUCCAUCGCAUUUCUCCUUCCUUCCUCCACCAUUCUCUUCCAUCGUCCCUCCCUUCACCGCUCUCAUUUCCCCCCAAAAUCCCAUUCCUUCUUCGUCGUCGUCUUCUUCACCAAUGUCGAAUUUCCAUUGACGCGAUUAUCACGAAAAAAGGAAACGAAAAAGAUUCAUUGAGAGAAUUUCCCGCUCUGCCCAGGUACAAUCGGCGCUUUUUCUUGAUUUUCAGAAUUCUUCGAUUGAGGGUUUCCGUAAAGGGAAGGGAUUGAUUGCGUUUUGAUUCGGGAGAAUCCGUGUUGAAUAUUAAUCGGGAGGCGGCGGCGGCGGUGGGUGAGGGUGAAGAGCUGCCACCUCUGUCGCGGAGCGCCAUGAUUGGGGUCGGCGGAUUUGAUGAUUUUAGGGACUUCCUUUAUGUUAUGUGUGGUUUUCGCUUUGUGGAUGUGUUGAAAUCGGAAGCUUUUUCCAGUGAGUGAACACUUCCCACCUCCCGCUCUCCAUGUGUAACCAAGGGAUUGCAUCCCUGAGCCAGAACCAUAAAACAAGCGACCAGACUUCGAUGGAUACUCCAACUUCAGCCACUAAUUCCACCCCAGGUUUAAACUUUAGCCCCAAUGACGAAACCCCACGAGUGAAAUUCCUCUGUAGCUUCUUAGGCAGCAUAAUGCCUCGCCCACAAGACGGGAAACUGCGGUAUGUGGGCGGGGAGACCCGGAUUGUGAGCUUGCCUAGGGAGAUUGGGUAUGAGGAGCUUAUGAGCAAGAUGAGGGAGCUUUACGAAGGUGCAGCGCUGUUGAAGUAUCAGCAGCCGGAUGAGGAUCUCGAUGCACUGGUCUCGGUUGUGAAUGAUGAUGAUGUCACCAAUAUGAUGGAGGAGUACGAGAAAUUGGGGUCUGGGGAUGGAUUCACUAGGCUCAGAAUUUUCCUCUUCUCGCACUCUGAGCAAGAAGGGUCGCCCCAUUUUGUUGAUGGGGAUGAUAGAGAGACCGAGAGGAGGUAUGUGGAUGCGUUGAACAAUUUGAAUGAUGUGGCGGAUUUUCAUAGGCAGCAGCAGAUCGAUUCCCCUAUGAUUGAUGAGCAUUUUUUCAACCAGAUGAGUCUUGAUGGUGGGAUUCAUGGACAGAGGAAUCCUGAUGUGUCUUUGCCACAGUACCAUCUUCGACAUGUUGCUGUUCCUCAAAGGUACAGUGAAAUGGAAGGUCCAUGGAGCCCAGCUUAUUAUUCUCCCAGGCAUCAUGGGCAUCAUGAUCAUCCAAGAUCAAUGUCUGAGUUUCCGAGUUCGCCCCCAUCAGCUCGAUAUCGGAUGCCAUUUGGGGAUAUGCCUGAUAAAAGCAUGGAUAGGGUGCCUGAAGAGUAUGCUCGUCUGCAGAUGAACCAUCAGGUACCUUAUACCGAGAAUGUGGCAUGGAUGCAUGAUAAAGCUGGUUUCCCGGGCAAUUUGAUGCAUGGUCAAGGCGUUAUGGAAGGGAAUAGUAGUGCCUGUGAGCAUUGUCACACUCCUUUUCAGAGGAGUCAGCUGCAUUUGGAGCAGGCUAACAUGGGAAAUGGUAUUCCCCAUGGUGUUAAUUCGUGUACUGAGUGUUCUCCACCAAAUAGAGAAGCUUUCUUAGUACAUGGAGAUCCAAACAUGCACCACACUGUAUACCCAAACGACCAUUAUCUCUCUGGAGCUGGUAGGUUUAAUGAUCAACAUUAUAUUGUAGAAGGUCCAGGCAGGCACUACUCACUUGGUCAUGGGGCUUUAGGUGACAGCCAUCAUGUUUCUUCCAGUUAUGCCCCACAUCGAGCUGGUCCUGACAUGGGGAAUGAAGCAUUUCAUGAUCCAUCAGUAGCUCCUGCACAUCACCAGCACGUGCCACCAGUCGACGAUCGUAGCAUCAGAUAUGGGAAUUUUCCUGGUGCUUAUGGAACUGAAACAGUUUAUCAGAUGCCUCAUGGACAUGGUCAUGGACAGAGUUUGUGGAGAAAUGCUCAAAACCCUAUGCUUGGAGGUCCUUACGAAGCAGCCACUGGAGCCCCGCAAGUUAAUGGUACAUUAAAUCCUGCUUAUAUUAGAGGCACGGUAGAGGGUGGUCCAAGGGUUGUAGCUAUUGGCAUUGAUGCUCAGCAUGCUUGGUCUGACUCCUCACAGACCAGGUUGGGUUUUGAUGCCGUCGCUGUCCCGGAGUAUGCUUAUCCCCCUGCUUUGAACACUAAUCCAGCUAGUUAUGGGGUGGACGCUAGGCAGUCGAUUGCUCCCGAAUCUACUUGUCCUCCACUUCCAUUUCCACGUGAAAUAGCAAAUUCAAUUGCUCCAAUAGCCACUGUUAGUCACAUUCCUGUUGGACUCGGCAACACUGUUGUGGUCCCUGACAUGGCAAAAGAGGAAGAGACAAACAUUGGUGGCACAGAAAUAGAUGCGAGUUAUGCAGGGAAACUGAAUAUGGUUAAUUUAGUUCAUGUUGUCAACCCGAAUCAGGAGGUGGCUCUGGUGGAUUUGUCAGACCCAAAUAACUUGCAGAGUCAUGCUGACAGCAAUUUCAUGCCAAUGGGUGAAUAUAAGUCUUCUGUUGGGGACUCUAAGCUAUCUGUGAACCACUUAAGUUACUUACCUGAGUUAAUUGCUUCUGCAAAGAAAGCUGCAUUGGAGGAGGCUGAGGAAGUGAAAGCGAGAAUUGAAGAAAAUGUUUCUCCUUUGAAGGAUACUGUGGCAUCCAAAGAAGCAACUGUCAAGGAGCCUGAAGCAGUGAAUGGCGUUGAAGAAGUAGAGUUGGAUUCGGAUAAUCCAAACCUCAACAAGAUUGAGCCCACAAAGGCUGAGGCCGAAGCUAUCGAGAGGGGAUUACAGACUAUAAGAAACGACGACCUGGAGGAGAUCCGUGAAUUGGGUUCUGGAACUUAUGGAGCUGUUUAUCAUGGGAAAUGGAAGGGUUCUGAUGUGGCUAUAAAAAGAAUAAAGGCUAGUUGUUUUGCUGGAAGACCUUCUGAAAGAGAGCGACUGAUUGCAGAUUUCUGGAAGGAAGCAUUAAUAUUGAGUUCACUACACCAUCCCAAUGUUGUCUCUUUCUAUGGUAUAGUUCGUGAUGGCCCUGACGGAUCCUUAGCAACUGUAACAGAGUUCAUGAUCAAUGGUUCUUUGAAGCAGUUUUUACAAAAGAAGGACAGAACCAUUGACCGGCGCAAGAGACUCAUCAUAGCAAUGGAUGCCGCAUUUGGCAUGGAGUAUCUGCACGGGAAGAAUAUUGUUCAUUUUGAUUUGAAGUGUGAAAACCUGUUAGUAAAUAUGAGAGAUCCACAGCGGCCCAUCUGCAAGAUUGGCGAUUUGGGCUUAUCGAAGGUCAAACAGCAAACACUUGUGUCGGGUGGUGUUCGUGGAACUCUACCUUGGAUGGCCCCUGAGCUUCUGAGUGGGAAAACCCAUAUGGUGACUGAGAAGAUUGAUGUUUAUUCCUUCGGGAUUGUGAUGUGGGAGUUGCUGACAGGAGAAGAACCUUAUACGGAUUUGCAUUGUGCCUCAAUAAUAGGAGGAAUUGUGAACAACACUUUACGUCCCAAGAUCCCAACCUGGUGUGAUCCAGAAUGGAAAUCUUUGAUGGAAAGUUGCUGGGCUUCUGACCCUUCAGAAAGACCAUCAUUUUCUGAAAUUUCUCGAAAGCUGAGGACCAUGGCUGCUGCAAUCAACUUGAAAUAAUGAUCGGAUUGUGAAGUAGAUCUUUCUCACUUCUUGACUGGCUGAUUAUAGCCAGAGAAAAAAGUUGGCCCUUUAGUCUUCAAAUAGUGAUAAAGCAGAAGAAGAAAAAAACUUUAGAUUUAUGAUAUUGUUAUUAUGCCUUGAUAGUAUCUGCAGGCUUAUGGGAUAGAGACCCCGCCCCUUUCAGAGAACAUGCCCCCGUAUUCUCUAAAUAUGGAGAGGGUUAAUGAUGCACAAUCAGAAUGUGAGUUUCUUCCUAGUAUGCUUCUAAUUCGCUUUUUCUUUAGAAACGGCUGAGAAAGUAAUCGCCUUUAUCUUCCUUGUGCAGGUUUUUUUUGCUAUUUUGAAUGUGAUCAUAUAAAUGGUAGUGAAAUAUAAUCUAUCUCUGCUACUAUUUGGAAUGAAGGGGGAGGAUAUGUAUAUAUCUAUCUAUCUAUAUAUGAUGAUGAUGAAGUUCCGGUGUUUCCUUAGCCUCCUCCAAGAGCUUUCUCCAUUCUUGGAGGACGAAGACGACGACGCAUAGCACUCUAUUCGCGCUUCAGCAUGAGUUUAUCAGAUGGGAUCUUGGCCGGCCAAAUAGCUAGCUGUAUUAGAAAGUAUGCUAUAUUGGCUUUUAGCCCCAUGUUCCCUUCUUUUGGUUGGGUUUCUUUCCUGCACACUGCUGAGGGACGUUUUCCCACACAUAAAAUGGACUGCACAAAUUUUGAGCUCAAUGUGUUCUUUAUUAUUGUUACUGUUGCUUGCUGUGAUGGAGCACUGUCUAUUUAUGGUGCAAUGAAGCUCAUCAGAAGUCGAGGCAGCAUAAAAUUUCACUCUGUUGCUGCUGUGAGAAAGAUUGUAGCUUUUUUUCUUUGACCUCUUUGAUUCUGCAUAUGAACUAUUCGAGUACAUGUUAAAUGUACAAUUUCAUGUCUCUUAUGAUACACAGCUUGUCACUUGAUUGCUUCAUGAAAGCCAGACACUGUGCCUGAGGGCGCAACAUGUGUAUGUUCUGUACGUGUAUAUCGUCGAUAAUCUGUACCUUCUGUCGCGUUUAGAGCACAGAGUGAUGCAAGUGAGAGUGUGCUUUGUCGACAGUUACCUGUUGACAUUUGUUUCUCAACCUCUAUUGGUGGUGUCAUGGUACAGGUGACGAUUGAGAAAUCUGAAAGUCAAUGCAGUGUUUGACUUACCAACUCCCUCUAUGGCAUUGAAAGGUCAGCGGUGGGUAUAUAUUGUGUGAAUCUUUUUUGGUCAAUAAGUGUGACAUCAUUGUUUUGGCUUGGUACCUUUCCCUUUUAUGUUGAUAGGAGCCAAGGGAGUACCGUAGAACCACUCCAAUAUGGUCUGUUCAAUCAUGCAAACCCGAUUACUUAGAGGACAAAGGUCAAAGAAUAUAGUAUUGAGUAUUUGGUGAAGAAGUUUAUCAUCAAGAUAAUGGUAUGGAAUAAAGUUAUAUGGUCAAU